UAAAAAACUUUUACUUUACGGAUUUACCCCUGUUGGGAUCGACUAAUCCUAAUCAUUUCGAUUCACCUAACUACUACCCCUGCCUUUUUAAAUUUCUCUCCAUAAAAGUAGCUCAAGCCUAGCCUAAAGAUCCCGAAAACAAAGAAACGUACAGUCAGUGAAAAAGCAACAUAAUUAUGGCUGGCUUAACGUUAAUGUCCUCCGUCAUCUUUCUGCUAUGCUGCCUCGUCUCAGCAUCAAUCUUCGAGGACACGAACCCCAUUCAGAUGGUAUCCGAUGGUCUCGACUCCUCUGUUCUUCGUGUCAUCGGUCAUACUCGUCGUGCUAUCUCCUUUGCUCGUUUUGCUUACAAGCAUGGAAAGAGGUACGAGGAUGUUGAGGAGAUAAAGCUACGGUUUCAGAUUUUCAAAGAUAAUAUGGAUUUAAUCAGAUCUACUAACAAGAAGGGAUUGCCUUUUUCUCUAUCUGUGAAUCAGUUUGCUGAUUUAACAUGGGAUGAGUUUCGAAAACACAGGCUUGGAGCUGCUCAAAACUGCUCUGCCACCAGAAAGGGCAAUCACCAGCUCACUGAUGUCGUCCUUCCUGAAUCGAAAGACUGGAGGGAAUCGGGCAUAGUUAGCCCGGUCAAAAAUCAGGGAUCCUGUGGAUCUUGCUGGGCAUUCAGUACUACUGGAGCUCUUGAAGCUGCUUACCAUCAGGCAUUUGGGAAAGGAAUCUCUCUUUCGGAGCAGCAGCUUGUGGACUGUGCUGGAGCAUUUAACAACUUUGGGUGCAAUGGUGGUUUGCCAUCCCAAGCCUUUGAGUAUAUCAAUUACAACGGUGGCCUUGAUACGGAGGAGGCAUACCCUUAUACAGAAAAAGAUGGUCAAUGCAUAUUCUCAUCCGAAAAUGUUGGUGUCCAAGUCAUUGACUCUGUCAACAUUACCUUGGGUUCUGAAGAUGAAUUAAAGCAUGCAGUUGCCAUGGUUCGACCAGUUAGCGUGGCAUUUGAAGUUGUCCCAAGUUUCAAUUUUUACAAAAGCGGGGUUUACUCCAGUGACAAAUGUGGCAACACUUCCUCGGAUGUGAACCACGCUGUUCUUGCAGUUGGAUAUGGAAUUGAAAAUGGAGUCCCGUAUUGGCUCAUUAAAAACUCAUGGGGAGCAGAAUGGGGUGACAAGGGCUACUUCAAGAUUGAAAUGGGCAAAAACAUGUGUGGUGUGGCAACAUGUGCAUCAUACCCCGUUGUUGCUUGAUCUGAGGGAGAAAUCAUGAACCAGUUCAAAGUGCUGGCUUAACAGCCUACAAUAAGGUCCAAGACAUGUAAAAGAAGCAAAUGUAUUGUACACAACAAAGACAAUACUGUAAAUUUUCUUCCAUUAAAUGCUUGUUGUGUAAUAAAUUUGCCAAUAUUGAAAAAUAAAUUUAUAUCCUUGUUA
Molecule: messenger RNA, 1418 nt
Organism: Gossypium arboreum
Lineage: Eukaryota; Viridiplantae; Streptophyta; Magnoliopsida; Malvales; Malvaceae
Product: thiol protease aleurain-like
Exons: 8
Coding region: 177-1235 (352 amino acids)
Biological process (GO): immune response
Cellular component (GO): lysosome
Molecular function (GO): cysteine-type endopeptidase activity
Source: RefSeq, a predicted model, not a curated record